Molecule: messenger RNA, 1700 nt
Organism: Gaeumannomyces tritici R3-111a-1
Lineage: Eukaryota; Fungi; Ascomycota; Sordariomycetes; Magnaporthales; Magnaporthaceae
Exons: 4
Coding region: 1-1428 (475 amino acids)
Source: RefSeq, a predicted model, not a curated record
AUGAAGGCCUCGCACUUCAACACGCUUCUGGGAUGCGUGACGUGGGAGAUGGUGGAGAGCGAGGAGGACAAGUUCGACUUUGCCGAGCUCGACAAAGUGAUUAUGGGGGCCAGGAGGCAUGGCAUCCACUUGGUGCUGUUGUGGUUUGGCUCCUUCAAAAAGGCCAAGACGGACCCCAAGAGGUUCACGAGGGCAAAGCUCCGCAAAGCCGGCGGCGUUCUCGAAACGGCCGACGUCGUGUCCAUAUUCCACCCGGCAACGGGGGCGGCGGACAAGAAGGCCUUUGGCAAGCUGCUCGUGCACAUUAAGGAAGUGGAAAACGAGACGGGCUUUCUGGGAAAUUCGCGCGACGGCAGCGUGCAUGCCGGCAAGGUGUUCAACGAGCCCGUCCCCGCAGACCUGGUGGACUUUCUUCGGUCCGACUGGGACAAUCUCAACGCCGAGAUUAAGAGGCAGAAUCUUGGCUUCUUCAAGUCCCAGUUGGGCCGGUUGGGCGACGGGACCUCGCCCAGUGGCACGUGGGUGGGGGUGUUUGGCCGCAGCCCCAAAACCGACGAAUUCUUCAUGGCCUACCACUGCGCGCACUACCUGGACGACGUGGCGUCGGCGGGCAAGGCCUCGUACCCACUACCCAUGUACGCCAACGUGUGGCAGAACUACAACGACCUCGACACGGCCGACAACUGUUGGCUCGUCGUGGUGGGCGGCGGUGGCGGCGACCCGGGCACAGCAACGUGCUCUACGUGUGGUUGCGCUUCGGGCGCAGCCUCGACUUUGUCGCGCCCGACGUCUACCUCAACGACUACGAGGCCUCGUGCGCCGCCUACCGCCACCGCGGCUAGCCGCUCUUCAUCCCCCGAGCAGCGGCGCGACGAGUACGGCGCGCGCCGCAUCUGGGCCGCCUACGGGAGCCACGGCUGCAUGGGCACGGCGCCCUUUGGCUGCGACACGCUGGGGCCGGGCGACGAGAACCCCUUUACACGGCACUACGAGCUGCUCGAGUCGGUGGCGCCGCUCCCGCCGGACCCGAGCAGGCCGAUGGUCAAACACUGGGGCGGGUACGAGGUCACGAUCGAGCGGUGCUUCGUGUUUGGGCGGCCGGGCGACGGGGCGGGCAUGGGGGUGCACCGGGGCGGCGGCCGGUUCCUGCUGAUCGGGUACGGGUUCCAGGUGCGGGCGCGGGCGACGUCGGCGCGGGCUACAUUCACGGGGAUCCUGCGGUUCGAGGAGAAGCGUGCGGUGAGCGACGGCGACGGCGGGGUGCGGCUCGAGACGCUGCGGACGCUCAACGGUGACAAGACGCGCAGCGUUGUCUUUGCCGUGAUGCUGGGGCCGGAUCCUGACUAUGGCGGGUUUCCUAGUUGUGUGACGGUGCCGGCCAAGACCAUGAUUGCCGAGCUGAGCUUUUACCACCUGGAGGAGGAAUAGUCUUUGGUUGCAUUGAAAGGUGCAGCCGUGCUAGCUUUGGUGGAGGGUUCAAGGGUCAAUGGAUUCUUCAAGGAGCAACGUUGGAGACGCUUGGAAUCCGUGGAAUCCAUAGCGUGGGGGCAAAUUGCUGGAAAAGGAAUGGGGCACGUCAAUCAGGAGCCGCAGGAUUGAAGUAGGAGCGAUUCGGCUCCCGCAACGUUGCGCCUCCCUGGCGCCUGCCGUUCCCCAGAAGAUCGGCAGUAGGCGCCAGUUGCCCCCGGGACGCGGGAAGG